UUUGAAACAAGAAGAAGAAAAGAGGCUCAGAGUAGAAGUGCUGUGUGAGAAAAGGAGAGAAGACCUCCGAAGGAAAGAAGAUCAAUGUUGUAAAGAGAUGGAGGAGAAACAGAAACUUGAGUUACAGUCUAGGAAUUUAGAAAUGGAGUUAAGAACACUGAGAAGGCUCUUGAAACAGGUUGAAGAGGAACGUGAUGAAACACAGAGACAGCGCUCUCAGGAAAAGAGGGCCAGAGCCCUUCAAGAAGGAAUUUUGAACAACCACCUUGGGAGACAAAAGGAACUAGAAGAAGAGACAAGAAGAUCUAUAGGAAAAAAUUCAGAGGAAUCCAGCACUGAUAGAGAAGAGGAUCUGUUGUACAAGAAUCAGUUACUACAAGAUGAGAUUGCUAUGCUAAGGCUAGAACUCACUCAAGUAAGACUUAGGCACCAGGAGGAACAAGGAAAAUAUUUAAAGGAAAAUGAGACCUUGAAAGAAAAAAAUGAAGCUCUCAAAAAGGAACUUAAACUGCACAAGGAAGCAUUAAGACAAAUGUUUUUUCAGUUCAACGCGGAGCUGGACUUAGUAAAGAGAGAAUCUGCAGUGCUGACUUCCAAACUUGAGCAGACAAACAAAAGCAAAGACAGACUAGAGACAGAAAUUGAAUCAUUGCGUUCCUCCCUGAACGCUGCAGUUCAAGAACUUGAACUUCAUUUGUCAUCAAAAAGCAAUGCUGAACGAAGAUUUCCCAGAGAACGUGAUGAAUGCCUUUGCUUGCAAGUCGAGCUCCAUCGUGACCUCUCUGACGUGCAAGAAACCAACAAGAGCUUGUCUCUGCAGCUGUGUAAAGCUAAAAGCAAAGCUAACAGGCUAGAAAAUGAGCUUCACCAGUUGAAGCAAAUGCUCAGAGAAAAAGCUUUGCUUUUAGAAAUGACAAAAAAGAAUUAAG
This is a messenger RNA of Falco peregrinus (peregrine falcon), 929 nucleotides long. Its product is annotated as ankyrin repeat domain-containing protein 26-like. The record is from RefSeq and is a predicted model, not a curated record. Lineage: Eukaryota; Metazoa; Chordata; Aves; Falconiformes; Falconidae. The transcript has 3 exons. Bases 98 to 928 code for a protein of 276 amino acids.